This is a messenger RNA of Cheilinus undulatus (humphead wrasse), 1702 nucleotides long. RefSeq names its product glucose-6-phosphatase catalytic subunit 1a, tandem duplicate 2 (gene g6pc1a.2). Gene Ontology annotation, cellular component: membrane. NCBI's taxonomy places the organism in Eukaryota, Metazoa, Chordata, Actinopteri, Labriformes, Labridae. The transcript has 5 exons. The coding region runs from base 127 to 1215 and encodes 362 amino acids. Gene Ontology annotation, biological process: gluconeogenesis; glucose 6-phosphate metabolic process. The record is from RefSeq and is a predicted model, not a curated record. Gene Ontology annotation, molecular function: glucose-6-phosphatase activity.
GUCAGUGUGAGCAUGCGUUUGGGUAGUGGGUCCCUCUUGUAUAAAACCAACCAGCUGUGUCACUGAUAGCAACACUCUUGUUUUCUAUUUCACACACCAACACACCGACUUUUCUCCCUCUUCAUCAUGAAUGUUAUAAACUCUGUGAUGGACGCCAUGCAGGGCUUUGGGGUGAGCACCACCCACUACCUGCAGACCAACUAUCAGGAUGCCCAGGGUUUGUUCCUCUGGGUGUCCUGGGCUGCAGACCUCAGGAACACCUUCUUCAUCUUCUUCCCGCUGUGGUUUCACCUGCGCUCCUCUGUGGCUGUUAAACUCAUCUGGGUGGCCGUGAUCGGAGACUGGCUCAACUUGGUCUUCAAAUGGAUUCUGUUUGGAGAGAGGCCAUACUGGUGGGUCCAUGAGACGGCUUACUAUGCAGACUCUGCUCGUCCUCAUAUUGAGCAGUACCCCAUGACCUGUGAGACCGGACCAGGAAGCCCCUCUGGUCACGCUAUGGGGGCAGCGGGGGUCUACUACACCCUAGUGACGUCCAUCCUCGCCAUUAUGACCACCAAGAAGAAAUUUGGAAGCAAGAAAUCCACCAAUAAGAACUGGUAUCUGAAGGCUGGUUUGUGGACGCUGUUUUGUGGAGUCCAAGUGUGUGUCUGUCUGUCAAGGGUCUUCAUUGCCGCCCAUUUCCCCCACCAAGUCAUUGCUGGUGUUAUAACAGGUAUGAUCGUGGCUGAGGCGUUCAACAGAACUCAGUGGAUCUACAGCGCCAGUAUGAAGAAAUAUUUCUACACAACGCUCUUCUUGACCUCCUUUGCUGUUGGCUUCUACCUCUUGCUCAAAGCUCUCGGCGUGGAUCUGCUGUGGACUCUGGAGAAAGCUCAGAAGUGGUGCGUGAAGCCCGAGUGGGUCCACCUGGACACCACGCCCUUCGCCAGCCUCCUCCGUAACAUGGGCACCCUGUUCGGCCUGGGUCUGGGUCUGCAUUCACCUCUUUAUACCGAGACCAAGAAGAGCAACAGCAAGCUGGUGAAAGCUGCAUGUGUUCUCAGCUCUCUGCUCCUGCUGCACCUGUUUGAUUCCUUCAAGCCUCCCACGCACACAGCAGCUCUCUUCUACCUGCUGUCCUUCUGCAAGAGCGCCACCGUGCCUCUAGUCACUGUCAGUAUCAUCCCAUACUGUGUGAACGGAGCUCUGAAUAUGCAGAACAAAAAGGGCCUGUAAGUAAGGAGUUCACAUUAUACAGACUCAAGAAAUGGAAGAGCAAUGUCCCUUAAAUAUGGUGAAAACCUAAGGGGCUUAUUGCAUUCAGAUAUUCAACUUAAACUCAGGAAAAGCCCGUGUGACCAUGGGAAAUCGUCACUUGUGUCAUUUGGACACAGAACUCUGUGAGCACUGUGCGAAGCUGAAAGCACGACCAUACCCUGGAGCACUUAACGAUUUUGUAUUUGAAUUUAACAAAACAUGAUUAUUACGGUAUUUUCAGGGUCUGAACACAUGUCUACAAAGGGACUAAUUUCUUGCAUUUGUCAUGCUAAACCUCAUUAUAAAGCUAUGAAGCUAUAUAUAAAGCUAUGAACUGUCACAUUUUUGAUAUGCUAUUUCAAUUGUAAUAGUUGUGUAUUUUAAAUAUUAUAGAAAGGUUUUUUUCAGAACAUUUCAAAAUAUUUUUGAAACUCAAAUAUUUUUAAUAAAAAAAUGUCAAAAUGUA